AUGGGGUCGACCGGUCGCAAUGUUGUAGCAUUGGCCACACGGGAUCUAAUCAAAUGGAAUAAUUAUGAUCUCAAGUUCGACAAACAUCCCUCUAUCAGCGCGGAGGCCUGGGGUUACCUUUUUGAAUUGAGGACCAUGAGGACCAAGAUACUGAUCGAAGAAAUACUCAAAAUUCAAGAAUCAACUCAAGAGCAACUAAAAUCGGCAUUUUGUAAAAUACACAAGCAAGUUUACCCACGAGACUGGCCAUUAGACGUUCUCCAAAUCGUCGUAGAGCGCCCCAGUUGGAAAGAAAUACAAUCAAUACUCGAAGAUCAUUCCAGCUCAGCAAGCCUGGGGAACAAUUUAUCCGCAUGCUCAUACCCACAAUUAUCAUUACACGUGCCUCAUGAUAAAAUCGAAAUCAGUGCCCUUGAUGGUAAUGCAUGGGUGGCAGCUAGUGGACCUGAUCGAGUUGCUGAAUUGAAAUUUCGCCACACCCUCCUUCUUGAUCACUUCUCUGGCAAUGGCGAGUCACCCAAUCAAAGUUCUAUUCUACAGUAUGCUAAAGAGUUACAAAAGUAUUCACACAUGUUUCCGGAAGGCUACGGAGACUUUGCGUUGAAGUCCGCUGAUGGAGUAAUCUUCCACUUCCCUCGAUACCUAUUGGCCCAUGCAUCUUCAAUCUUCAAAGACAUGUUCGAAAUAGGCGAUCAAACUCCCAGUGAAGGGGCGUUGCCCCUCACAGAGGAUUCCAAUAUGCUAGAGGCCUUGCUAUUGUUCAUCGACCCGGCAAAAGAGGCCCGACCACCCACCUGGUGGGCAGUCGAUAAAUUCAUCAAUACUGCCGAAAAAUAUCAAGUCAAAGGUGUCAUUAAAUGGUUCGAACAAGAAGUAGAAAAGGAACGCAGUCAGCACGGCGAGCUGACAUCUCCGAUGGUUUGCCUCGCACUGGCAACCCAGUAUGGUCUCAAAAAGGUUACCCAGUACGCUCUUCAAGAUCUAGUCAAAGCACAUAUCCGAGAUAUUAAGCAUCAUCCCGGUGUCGAUAGUCGUUACAUGGUACACCUGAUGCAGUUGCGUACCGACAGAACAUGUCGACUGAUAGGAGGAAUUUUUGAGAUUGAGAUAGAAAUGAAGAAGGCAAAAAAACGGAACUGUCAAAUACAUCCCGAUGAGCCUGAUGAUUUGCUUGACUUCGCUAGGCAACGGGUGAUCUAUCAUCCAAAUUGGAAGAGGCUCGUGGAGGAUGUGAAUGAGAUAAUUAUCGACUCGAUUCGUGAAGGUUGUAUUUGCUCCAAAUUUGACAUUCUAGACGAGAUAGACGAGGAAAUGAUGCAGCUUGAUAGUGAUUUACCACGCCUGCCAUAG
Messenger RNA from Acaulospora colombiana, 1350 nucleotides. NCBI's taxonomy places the organism in Eukaryota, Fungi, Glomeromycota, Glomeromycetes, Diversisporales, Acaulosporaceae. The record is from the annotation of a GenBank genome assembly.